AUGCGGUGGUGGUGUCGGCUUUGCAUCGUUCCGUUUUUGGGGCAGGCGGUUGCCUUGCCUGCUGAAGCAAAAGACCCCGACCUGAAAGAUUUACCCUUUUUUAAAGAUCCGUUCAAGCCAUUAUUCCCAUUCUUACAAACUUUGCCAUUUGACCCAACCGACCUUUCGUGGAUCAAGAAACUUGCGGCCAUCGGGGAUUCCUAUUCGGCUGGCAUUGGCGCUGGGGACAGACUUGGGAACCUGUUUGAUGUAUUCAAUUCGCAAGGCGAUUAUGCGUGCAGCCGCUAUGAUCAUGCCUAUCCUUACUUGAUCAAUAAUGAUCCAAGGUUAGGUGAUCUGAAGAAUAGGAAAUUUCAAUUCAAAUCAUGCUCCGGCGCAAAAUCGGACGACGUCCUUAAGAAGCAGAUACCCUCGAUAGAUUCGGGCCAGCAGGCAAUUCUCCUCUCAGUUGGCGGCAAUGAUGUUGAGCUGGUCAACAUCUUGAACCAAUGCAUCUACCAGUGGGGGGUUGUUAACAAAGCACAGGUGGCUAUUGCGAAGGCCGAAGCGCUUAAGAAGAGCCAAAGUGAUGACGGGAAGUUCGAUUGGGCUAAAUCCUUUGAUUGGGAUGCCCUUGGCCGCGGGUGUCAGGGUCAACUAGACCACACCCAAUCGCUAAUCAACAGCAAAGCCUUUAGCGAUAAAAUCGACAGCGUUUUAAAAGCGGCCAAGGCUAAAUUAGCCAAAGAUGGCAUGAUCUACGUUACCGGAUACGGCAAAUUUUUUGGAGAAAAGCUAACUUCAGAAUGCGAUAAAGUGUCGUGGUCAACAUGGAUUUAUAAAUCGUAUAAUAUCUUUCAGCCGGAAGCUAAACUCACCAAGGCAAACCGCAAGAAAAUGAACGAUCUUGUUGACUCAGUCAACAACAAGCUGAAAGAAUCAGUAAAGCGGGCUGGCAAGAAUGUCCGGCCUCGGCUGAUGUUCUACGAGCUGAAUACAUUCGAUCCUUUAGGCACAACUCCUUGGAAGCGGUCGAAUGGGGACGCCAUCAUGGGAACGUUUUCUGGCUCAGUCAAUACCUUCGCAGAGAUCACGCUCCUUUUGGACCCUAAAGCCAAAAUUGUCCAUGAGAAAUCCGUCCAGGCAGAUAAGCCAGCGACGGGGAAUUCUCUCGGCCUCGAGAACAAAUUGCCAAUAGAAGAUUAUAUCGCAGUUCCUAAUCUUUUGCCAGACGGGAUCAUUACAAAUCUCGUCAUCCACAAUAUGGUCAACGACUACCAGAAACGCAAAGGCCACCCGUCGCUUCCUGAAGUCGCGUCCUUCAAGACAUGCCCCAUUGAGAAAGUUUCUCCUUCCUUGACCGUAGGCAAAUUGUCCUGCUCGCCGGAAAGGCCGAAGAAACUCUCGUUUCCGGUGGUGUCUGAGGGGGUAUCCGUCAACGCCGAGGGAGCAUGCAAGAAAUUUGCCGAGAGGGGGGACAUCUCAUCCGAUGAGAAGUCGUGGUAUUACCAGAGGUAUUUCGGAUCGAACCCAAGCUGGUUUAAUAUUGGCUGGGCCAAAGGCUGCAAGGUUCCUGGCGACAAGCAGAAGCAAAACAUGGGUGACCCGCUCGGGAAUGGCAAGCUUAAGUGCGAAGAGAUAUUCGUCGAUAAGAUCUUCAACGCCUGUGAGUCUCUGAUUUCGUUUUUCUUUCUCUUUCUUUCUUCCCCGCCCAACCUUUUCGAGCCCGUGCUCCCGGGAGUUUUAAAAACAGUUUGCUAA
Messenger RNA from Uncinocarpus reesii 1704, 1740 nucleotides. RefSeq lists its product as uncharacterized. The transcript has 9 exons. Gene Ontology annotation, molecular function: triacylglycerol lipase activity. Bases 1 to 1740 code for a protein of 579 amino acids. The record is from RefSeq and is a predicted model, not a curated record. NCBI's taxonomy places the organism in Eukaryota, Fungi, Ascomycota, Eurotiomycetes, Onygenales, Onygenaceae. Gene Ontology annotation, biological process: triglyceride catabolic process.